AUUCCAUCAUAAUGUUUGGUCGCCAUUUUGAAUACCCGUUGGAGCGCGCGAAUAACACAUACCAAUUGGUACAUCUGAUAAUACACACCUUAAUAAUAUGGAUGACUAACAUGACUAAUUGAUACCAUUCGGAAUCAUGGAUUGAUAUUGUAGACUAAACGGAAUCUCUAUAUUUGAGUGGUAUUUUAAAAAGAGGACUAAAAAGACUUUUGUUUCAAGGAAGCACAUUUUAAACGCGUUCCCCAACAACAACUCUCCACGACAGGGGACUCAUUUUUAUAAACCAUCGAGCAGCCGUGAUCAUCGACCAUGAGCCGCAUCGUCCAAGCCCUCAUUGCCAUCGCCAUCUUCCUAUUUGUCGGCAUCUUGAUCUUCGUGCCUUCGAUGGUGAUAACCAUCGAGCCCUUCUCCAACUGGGGCCAGUUCGAGCCCGUGGUCUGCGGCGAGAUCGUGGAGGAUGAGCGCAUCAAUUGUUACCCUGACAUGGACCGGCCAACGGCCCGUCAGUGCGAGAGCAGGGGAUGUUGUUACCAGAGGAUCACCUGGGAUCGCCUGAACAAGAUCCCCGAGUGCUACUUUCCCCUAGGGGUUGGUUACCGGGUCAUAGGGGACAGGAAGGACAUCUCUGAAGGGUUUCAGCUAGAGCUCUUCAGGUUGCACACCCCAAGGUUCUUCUACGAGGAAGUUGAGAACCUGAGGUUUAGAGCAGAGUUCUACAAGGAAAACAUCCUUCAUAUGAAGAUAUUCGAGUACCGUUACGUGGACAGGGACGAGAUCAGGUUUGCAGAAUUCGAAGACAGGAACUGGAAACCACGCUAUGAAAUUCCUCUUGAAUACCCCAAGACCACUCUAAAGAACAGCUGGCCUGAGUAUGAGAUCCAAUACGAAAGGAACCCGUUCACAUUCAAGAUCAUGCGAUCGAGGACAAAUACACCGCUGUUGGAUACAAACAUUGGAGGCUUGGUAUUUGAGGAUCAGUUCCUUCAGUUAUCUGCGAGGAUACCCAACAGUAUGAUGUAUGGGUUGGGAGAACACAACAAAAGAAGAUUUAGACAUGAAGUCAACUGGCACACUUACGGCAUCUUUUCUGCAGAUAACGACCCUGAUGAAAAUCAGUACAAGAAUCUCAAUGGGCACCAUCCAUUCUUCAUGGCCGUAGACGACCUUGGAGAUGCCUUCGGGGUGUACUUUGCAAACAGUAACGCACAGGAUGUCAUGCUUACGCCUGCUUCCGCAGUAACAUGGCGAUCUAUUGGAGGCGUCUUAGAUUUCUGGAUAUUUACUGGACCGACGCCGGAGAUGGUUAUCGCCCAAUAUACUGAGAUUAUAGGGCGCCCUCACAUGCCUCCUUAUUGGGCACUGGGAUACCAGAUCGGCCGUGCGGAUUGGAGGAGCGUAGAUGAAAUCAGACAAGUCGUUGAUAACAACGUCGCCGCUGGUGUACCAUUCGAUACCAUCUAUAGUGAUGUUAAUUACAUGAAGGACUUCAUGACCUUCACCUUCGAUGACGUCACAUUUGAAGGGCUACCAGAGUUCGUUCAGGAAUUGAACGCAGGCGGAAUGAAAUACAUCAUAGCACUGAAUCCGGGAGUUUCUAGUCAAGUCCCUGAGCCACGAAACUUCUAUCAUUUCUACUACUAUGGAAACAAGUACGGAUUUUACAUCAACGAGACGGACAAGAAGACGCAGGCUAGAGGCUUCCAAUGGCCCGGGGAAGUUGCCUUUACAGAUUUCUCGAACCCUGACGCCAAGGAUUGGUGGGCUAUAUUUGCUUAUGAUUUCGCUCAAACUCUUCCCUUUGAUGGAGUUGAUAUGACCAUGAACGAGCCUGGUAAUAUGGUUAACGGAUCGAAGAUUGGAUGUGGGAAUAGAAAAUGGAACUUCCCUCCCUGGGUUCCAAACCUUUACAGUCGCAUGCUCUACUACAAAACAUUAUGUAUGGACUACCAACAACAUCUAGGUCUCCACUAUAACAUACACAGUCUAAACGGACACUUCGCUGCCGAGGCUGGCCAGUAUAUCAUGGAGCAGGUCAAACCAGACAAGCGUAGUUUGGUGCUAUCACGGGCAACAUUCCCUGGUACUGGACGAUAUGCCGGUCAUGCCUUAGGAAAGAAUAAACAAGGAUGGGAUGAAAUGUACCAAUCACUUGUAUCUGUGAUGGAUUUCAGCUUAUUCGGCAUCCCAUACGUUGGACCAAACACAUGUAGUUACUAUGACGACUCCCCGAUGGAAUUGUGCAUCAGAUGGACUCAGAUGUCAGCAUUCUUCCCACUCUUCAGAACCUACAAAGGACGUGGAACGGAACCACACGAUCCCGCAUCUUUGGGCAGUGAGUUCCUGGAAAGCACAAGAGAGGCUAUAAAAUACCGCUACUGGUUGCUUCCUUAUAUUUAUACAUUAUUCUACCACGCCAGGCUUGAUGGCUGGACCGUGGUUAGACCAAUUGUUAAUGAUUUCUCCAAGUAUGAAAACUCAUGGGACGUUGACUGGGAAUUUUUGCUCGGACCUGCUUUACUAGUUGCCCCAGUCCUCCAUCAGGGACAGACGUCAGUGAAUAUCUACAUUCCAGAUGAUAGGUUUUACAACUUUUACGACGGGACCGAGAUUCCGGCAACAGUCAAAGACAGUAAUACGACGCUCUCGGCUCCUUUAGAUAAGAUCGUUUUAGUUCAACGCGGUGGGACCAUUAUCCCGCUACAGAAGAAUGCCGAUCACGGUGUAGCAAACUCAACAGAGUUUAGUCGUCUGGACCCUAUUACGUUGGUGAUCGCGAUACCGGAGGAGGUUAGCUUGCAAGCCUAUGGAGAUCUUUUCUGGGACGACGGGACAACUUGGAAUACGUACGAGAGGAAUCUAGAUCUGUACUUGGAAUUCUUCGCUAAUCGGGACCGUAUCGAUAUUUUAUCUCAACGGACGGGUAUGAUUGAGGACAAUCCUAAGCUUAUUGACGAUCUACCGGUUAUCGAAGCGAUCGCGAUGUAUGGAAUGCCGAGUGAUCCUGGCUCAACGGUAGCAGUUAAUAACCAACAAAUUGAUCAAUCGCAGUUCGGUUUUGAUAAUAUUAACAAUGUCUUUAAUAUAACUGGUUUAGCAUUGGAUAUCAUCUCUGAUCACGUGAUUGAACUCGGCGCCACAGCAAACCCACUGUAAUAAUAAUAGUUAGAUAAACAACACCUUGGCUUGGGUCAUCUCCAUUCCUAUUUGUAUCAAAAUGCAUCUACAUCAUGUUUAGUUAGGCAUUUCAUAGCAAUGAAUAAUUUAAGCCUCGAAUAAACAUAGCUCACAAAUUGCAUGGAUUGCUUUUGUCUUAAGUUAUUAAAAUUUUGAGAUUAGGCUUACAUUAUAAGUGUUAAAUACUAAGCUUGAACUUGCUGUGAAAUGAAAAGGGGAAAUAUUAUACAAACAUCAAUAUUGUUGAAUAUACAGUCAUAGGGAGAAAAGAUUUUUCGGCUGAUGCAAAAGUUUUCUAAAGCUGACAAAUCCAGAAAAUACUGGAUUUGUUUCGAGAAUUAUGUUUUGAAUUAUUUAUGCCUUUUUUCAUCACCGAAAUUUUUAAUUGGUUUUAAUUGGUUUCUUGUGAUUGGUCUAAAUUAAUUUCACCUAUGUGAAGGCAGUGUCACUAUUAUAUUACCCGAGACAGAUGACGUAUGAGCUCUCGGAUAUCACGACUAGCACGAGCCCUAUUUUUUUUAUCUAUCUGUCAUUAACAAAUGAGUUGAUUUGAUUCGAUUUCAAGAUGAAUUUGAUACUUGACCAUACAAACUGCCUCAUUUGAAAGCGUAGAACAACGAUUUAUACCUUGCCAUUGAUAAUGUCGAUAUUAAGUUUUAUGAAACGUUGCCUUGGUGAGCUGCAUAUUAUGAUGUUUGAUAAUAAAGCCUAAUAUAAGCGCUUAGAUACUAUCUUUAACGUCGUCUUAACAGGAUCAUAAUAAGGUAAACAAGGAUUUUCAGAUGUAAUAAUAGGAAUAUUUUUGGCCAAAAUCUCGAUUCUCGAAUGUUGGGCCUUUGUUGAUGGAGUUUAAAUCAGCCUUUUCACAACUUUUUAAAAUCAGUUAUCAAAAUUAUUCAUGUGAUCUUCUUCUUUAGAUUUACAUUUUUCGGGUGAAUUUCUUUCAAAAAGAUAUUUACUGCGAAUAUCUUAAAAGUUAAGAAACAUUCCUACUUAUACCACUGCAAAACUUUAGUCAUUACUCAUUGAUGUGUUCAUCAUGAUAUGAAGGUUUUUUUUUAAGCAAUGUUGGUUAGAGUAGAUUAUGUAGUUGUUUUUUAAGAGAAAAAAAUGCAGCUUAUACUAUUUUUCUCGUAAAUCUAACGCAGUUUUUUGCCAUUCCAUUUCUUUGUUUAACGCCGCUGUUACUAAAAUAAAAAAACAUUAUGCAUUAGAACAUAUUAUGAAUCUGUGUAAAUAUUCUCUUCAAGGAAAUACUAUUUCGAUUUUCAUUUUUGUAAGCAUUAUUUUGAAAUCGCACUUCAUGACUAUAGUAUAUGUGUAGAAGUCUUGUCGGCCCACAGAAAGUGUCAUUGAUUCCAUUUGAAAUGCUUCGUGGUUUUAUUAUUCCAUCUUGAUUAAGAUUAUUAUAAACGCAAUGAAUAAGAUGAGUAUAACAGAUGCGACUCAUAGUACUUAUAAAUAAUCCAUUCGUCGAUAUGUUUUUAACUUUAGCGCAGGUUUUUGUUUUUUGAUCAUAAAAACAUGGACCUCAGAUUGAAAUAAAAGAUUUCUACAUUUCUAAUGUGUAUAUAUUUCUUUUAUAUAUUUAGUGCAAGUAGUUCUGAUAAGUGAUAGCUUCACGAAAAUUAUUGUGAAAUAUUUAAGAAAA
Molecule: messenger RNA, 4825 nt
Organism: Lytechinus variegatus (green sea urchin)
Lineage: Eukaryota; Metazoa; Echinodermata; Echinoidea; Temnopleuroida; Toxopneustidae
Product: sucrase-isomaltase, intestinal-like
Exons: 22
Coding region: 310-3153 (947 amino acids)
Biological process (GO): carbohydrate metabolic process
Molecular function (GO): alpha-1,4-glucosidase activity; carbohydrate binding
Source: RefSeq, a predicted model, not a curated record